CAACCCCCACACAUUGGCUCUCCCUAGCUACAAGUCCAGCGUGAUCACAUGACCUGUACUGCAUGCGUUACAAUGAUGGAUAUUUGCAGCACACGCUUGUGUGUGAGAUGGGUUUGUGUUGUGUUUGCGGGGGUGCUGUCCCCCCUCGUGCUGUUCUGUACCGGGAGAAUCAGGCAAGGAAAGGCUGAGGUGAUUCAUACGUGAGUCAACAUCUAUCAGCUAUAUAAGCCUGACCACUCAUGGAUCCUGGGCAUGACACAGUCUUCACAUUUCAAAGGUUUUGCUGCAAAGACACAGACCUCGACACAGAAAGUAUGCAUUCUGCUCUCGUGUACACCUGCAUUUUGUGCAUGCUCAGUCUGGGUUGCAGUAUUCCAGUCCCUUCAGAUACCCUGAAAAACAUGGUCAAACUGCAGGCAGAGACCAUCAACUCCAGAAUCCAGGAACACAACGAGAAGCUAAAACUGUCUCCCAAGCUUCUUAUUGGGGAUCCUGAGCUCUACCCCGAGGUUCCCGCCGAUAAACCCAUCCAAGGGCUGGCGUCCAUAGUGGACACACUAACCAUAUUCCAGAAGGUUCUUCACAGUCUUCCCAAGGGUCACGUGAGCCAGUUGCACACUGACGUGUCCACUCUGCAGGGUUACCUGGUGGACAGGAUGUCUUCGAUGCGUUGCCCGCUCAGAAAGACGGCCAAUGAGAAGUCAUUGGAAGCGUUUUUAAAAGACAAUGCCACCCAUCACAUCACCGUUGGCUAUAUGGCGUUAGACAGACUACAGAAGUUCAUGCAGCAGCUUACUGUCAGCCUGGACCAGUUGAAGACCUGCUAAGGACCGCUCUCUGUUUGCCAUUAUUGUAGCAUUCUUAAAUAAUAUUUAUUAUAUUUAUUUAAAUCACUAUAUAUUUAUAUACCAAAGCAGCAUUUUGGCACAUUUUGAUACAUAUGAACAGAUACAAGUUAUGUCCAAAGCUCCUCCCUGUUGUUAAAAAAGACCACACAGAGGCCUCGAGCACAUUACGUCAUCGUUUAAGCUCCGGUUUCACGCAUGCUGACAUCAGCAUGCUCAGUCACGUCAGUUUACCAGAAGAGCCAUGUCAUGAGUCUGCUGGGAAGCUCAGAUCAUGUUCCACCUUUACCUCUUGCUGAAACACCAGCAGGUACAUACUAUAGGUUAAAUCUAUGCACUUUGAACAUUGAAUCAAUAUUGUCAAUAGUUUUGUAUUUUGUGACUGUAAUAUUUUUUGCAAAGCAUUUUUUUUCACAGAAACAUUGCCAAUAAAAGAUGUUUAACAACGAUUGCUAUUUAUUGUAGCUUUGAUGUGCAACUUCACUUCUGAAUUAUCAAAUCAAAAAAACUUCACAAACACCAGAAACAGAUUCUGGUCAUCACUUUUUCAGCAAAACACUUAAUGACAAACGUAGCACUGGGCAUUUGUUUUAAAUGUCAAAAGCAGUUUUUUGUAUAAAUGACCUACAAAUACCUGUUAGUGGCAUAUCAUAAUUUGUUUUUAAAAAUUCAACAUUUAAUAUGAACAAUUUUGUUUACAUCUCAUAUGCUAGUAAUUAAUGAUAUAUGACCAUUGUCUAAUGAAACCUGAUAGAUUUUGUUGUAUCUCUGAUUUUUAGAUAUUGUCUAACUUUUAUGUUUACAUUUAACAGAUGAUUUGUGACCCUGGACAACAAAACCAGUCUUAUGGGUCAAUUUUUCGAAAUUGAGAUUUUUACAGCUGAAUAAAUAAGCUUUCUAUAGAUAUAUGAGUUGUUAGAAUAGGACAAUAUCUGGCUGAGAUACAACCGUUUAAAAC
Molecule: messenger RNA, 1803 nt
Organism: Triplophysa rosa
Lineage: Eukaryota; Metazoa; Chordata; Actinopteri; Cypriniformes; Nemacheilidae
Gene: lepa
Product: leptin a
Exons: 3
Coding region: 240-827 (195 amino acids)
Biological process (GO): signal transduction
Cellular component (GO): extracellular region
Molecular function (GO): hormone activity
Source: RefSeq, a predicted model, not a curated record